This is a messenger RNA of Triplophysa dalaica, 2384 nucleotides long. RefSeq names its product arrestin domain containing 3b (gene arrdc3b). Gene Ontology annotation, biological process: protein transport. NCBI's taxonomy places the organism in Eukaryota, Metazoa, Chordata, Actinopteri, Cypriniformes, Nemacheilidae. The transcript is spliced from 8 exons. Bases 218 to 1453 code for a protein of 411 amino acids. Gene Ontology annotation, cellular component: cytoplasm. The record is from RefSeq and is a predicted model, not a curated record.
CGAGAGAGGAGGUAUAAGACAGCGCAGCUGAGGGCAGAGUUUGUCUGAACGCAAGGGUACAGCUGCAUCUCUCCAUGCAGUCACCGUACAACUCAAUGCAUUACAUGCGACUCUAGCGCCGAACCUGCCUGCAGCUUCUCUGCACGGCAAGAAUCUUCCAGUGAUCUGACCGAUGACUUUGUUUUCUGAGAAUCUUGCGUCUCGGUGAGUUUCCAUCAUGGUGCUCGGAAAGGUGAAGCACUUCUUUGUCAGCUUCGACUGUCUGAAUGACAGCAACGUGCCCGUGUUCGCCAGCGGGGACUUUGUCUCGGGUCGAGUGGUCGUUGAAAUCACCGGAGAGAUUCGCGUCAAGUCGCUGAACAUUUUCGGCAAAGGACUGGCGAAAGUCCGCUGGACCGAGUCGCGCAAUGCUGGAUCCAACACUGCCUACACACAGAACUUCACCGAAGAAGUGGAGUAUUUAAACCACAGAGAUGUGCUCAUCUCACACUCUCGAGAUGAUGACGGCUGUGACGAGGGCUUCUCUGUUCUUCAUUCGGGUCGACACGAGUUCCCCUUCAGCUUCGAACUGCCCCAGACGCCUCUGGCUACGUCAUUCGAAGGCAAACACGGCAGCGUGCGGUACUGGGUGAAGGCCGAGCUCCACAGGCCGUGGCUUCUGCCCAUGAAAACCAAGAAAGAGUUCACCGUCUUUGAGCACAUCGACAUCAACACGCCACAGUUACUGUCUCCUCAGGCCGGCACGAAGGACAAAACGCUUUGCUGCUGGUUCUGCACCUCAGGACCCAUUUCACUAAGUGCCAAAAUUGAAAGAAAGGGCUACACUCCAGGAGAAUCUAUUCAGAUCUUCGCCGAGAUCGAAAACUGCUCUUCCCGUGUGGUCGUGCCAAAGGCUGCCGUCUACCAAACUCAGACCUUCUUUGCCAAAGGGAAGGUGAAGGAGAUCAAACAGCUGGUCUCCAACCUCCGUGGAGAUCCUCUGCAAUCCGGUAAGACCGAGACGUGGGACGGCAAGAUGCUGAAGAUCCCCCCCAUAUCCCCUUCCAUUCUGGACUGCGGCAUCAUCCGGGUGGAAUAUUCACUCGUUGUGUACGUGGACAUCCCUCGGGCUGUGAAUCUGACUCUGAACCUGCCGCUGGUGAUCGGGACCAUCCCGCUCCACCCUUUUGGCAGUCGAACGUCCUCCGUCAGCAGUCAGUGCAGUAUGACCAUGGGCUGGUUGGGUUUGCCCGAGAGACCUGAAGCUCCACCGAGCUACUCUGAGGCAGUAACGGACGAACAACGUCAGAACAAUCCCCUGGCAGGUGCGAGAGAUGAGCUCCAAGGAGCGCUUUACGGCUACAUCCACGAGUUUCGUUACCAGCCUCCGCCGCUGUAUUGUGAGAUUGACCCUCAUCCGGAGCAGGUGUGUGCCGCCCAGAACGGGAGGCCGAACAUCAGUCCGUCCCGCUGAAGAAAUGAAGUCACCUGACCAGCGCUGUCAGGGAUCUCUUAUCUCUAACCUCAACCCCUCCACUAAGGUUCGGUCUUCCUCCUUGAGGAGUCACAAGCGCCGUCGUUCCUUGACGCAGACGGACGUCCUCCAGGAAACACUCCCGAUCUCUGGAUGGUCCACCAGGUCGAAUCCGGCUCUGUGGCCUUCUGGAGAUCUUGAGAGAGCUUCCGUCCAUCCCCGAUGAUGAGCACAGACGAGAUUUGAUGGAGUAAAACUGUGCUGUCGAGAUGGACUAAACGCAAAACCCCAAAACUUGUUCCUCGUGGGGGCCGGAACAUUGCGAGGUGAUCAUUUUAUCAAAACGCGUUACUCCAACGAUUCACUCCAGAAGAACUAAGACACACUUCCUUUUGUCAGUUUGACUGUUUAUUGACACAUGAGAAGUGGAUCUACCCCGAUAAUGUUCUCAAAGUGUUUUGAGGCGUUAUGGAGACUGUGCGAAGCAUCACGCGCCACGUUGCCUUUAUGCUGAAAGCACAGAACAGCACUGCGAGAGCGUCCGUGGUACUCGUACAAGAGAAGAAAUAUAAGAGUUGUUUGAUGACGAGCGACAGGGAAACUGACGUUCCUGUUGUCUCAACGCUGCUCUACACAACUCUGACAUGAUGCGUCAUAGACUCUGAUCCGAGCAACGCGCAUCCUUUAUUAUCAUGCUUGUUUCACAUCAACGGUGGCUUUAUUCUUUAUCAAAGAUUAGCACUUUCAUACUUAAGUUUGACUCACACUCUGCACUAGUUUAACAAAGCAUCUGAGAUGUUUACACAUAUUUUUUGUUAACAGGCAAACUGAAUGGACUAGCUGUGGCCUUGGCACAAAAGCAGUAAAAUAUCACUUUUGCUGAGUUUGUGCGCUGUGCUGGUGAAAAGGGAAUCUGUAUAGUGUGCAUCUU